GGAAAGAUUCUGUCCUCUGUCUUUGGUUCCGAGCCUUCGGAGUCUUCUUCUUCUUCCUCUUCUUCGUUUUCGGGUUCCGAUGCUAUUUCAGAUGAUGUUGAUGACAAUGAGAAUGAUAAUUAUGUAUCUUCUCAGGGGGCUGAAAAUUUUGCAAAGCCCAAUUUACAAGCUUGAUUUACAUAUAACCCUAGCAGGAGAACAUUUCACUCAGUCUCUCUUUUGCUUGUCGCUUCUUGCAAUUGCAAAUUGCAAAUUGCAAAUUGCGAAUUUGGGAAUUGGGAUUCCUCAUUCCUCUCUCGGUCGGCGUCGGUCUCUCCUCUCCAGUCAGUCUCUGAGUCUCCUCUCCUCUAGUCCUCUGCCACACUCUUGCUUAAACUCUGCCCUCAUCUCCACGGAUCACUAUGAAUCGGUGCUUCCCUUCAGCUCUCAACCUCUCACCGACUCACCAUACUGUCUCUCGGUCGGUCUGUCCAAUCAGUCUCUGAGUUUCCUCUCUUCUAGUCCUCUGCCACACUCUUGCUCAAACUCUGCCCUCAUCUCCACGGACCUUCACAGUGAUUCCCUUCGGCUCUCAACCUCGCCGUCACUACAACCCUUGGCCCUUGCUGCCCUGCAACGCUCGCCGCUCACCUCCAGCUGAGCUCCAAGGCUGCCGCUAGGUCAUCUC
This is a messenger RNA of Rubroshorea leprosula, 667 nucleotides long. NCBI's taxonomy places the organism in Eukaryota, Viridiplantae, Streptophyta, Magnoliopsida, Malvales, Dipterocarpaceae. The record is from the annotation of a GenBank genome assembly.